CUCAAAUUGCUCUGUGCAUGAAUUUUCAAAACUAUUUUGUAUUGCCAGUGCUGGUCGCCUUUGCUUUUUUUUACCCUUUUCUCUUUUAAAUCCAUCUAUAGCUUCAUGGUUCGAGAACUAAGUAUAGGUUGGAAUGAUAUUAUAAAUGCGAUCAAAUAUCAUUAUUACUCGAUGAAUGAUAAUGAAAUCAAACAACGCUUCAAUUCUUUUCAGCAUUAUAAAGAGAUGUUUAAACCUGAUUCACCCAUUAUGGGCAUCGUUGUGAGCCUGGGAAGAUACGAUGUGGUUAUGUCUCAGAAUGUUUGUGUGCAGUUUCUUAAAUACACGGAAAUGACUAUGGCAGUAGGAUCUAUUCCACCUUUAGAGAGUUUAGUAACUCCCUUACCUUAUGAGAUAAUAGAAGACUACAAAAUAGAAAAUCCACAUACACUCAGAAAUACGUUGGAGAAAGCCAAAAAGAAGAAUAAGCAACAAGAAAGACUACGUGAGGCCAGAAAAGAAGCUGGGCUGGCCAGGAGCCUUGUAAAUAGUAACCAGUACAUCUUUUACAGUAUUGAUAUUGAAGCCUACGAAAAGGAUCACUCCAUCUUGCUUGAAAUCGGCUGGUCGACGUACGAUUCAAAACUUGAUCAGUUCCGUGAUCAGCAUUAUAUUAACGAUAAUUAUCGUCAUUUGAGGAAUGGAACAUUUGUUGAAGAUGAGAAGGAGAACUUUUCUUUUGGUACAUCAGUAUGGUGCUCGCUAAAAAAGGCGUUGGGUGAGCUGCGGAAAGAUCUUGAUUGGGCAGUAAAGCGCGAUGGGGGGUUUGUGCUCGUGGGUCAUGGCUUCGACACGGAUCUAAAAUACCUGCAGCAGCAAAAGUUCAUGUGGCCAACAAGUGAUGGUGGGCAGACCCUUAAUGUGACGGAAUCUGCCAACAUCACUAUAUUAAAUACAGAUAUUUUAUAUGCAGCAUCCAUUAACAACCUUCAUAAUCCGCCGUCUUUGGGGAGAACCUUGAAUUUAUUCAAUGUUGAUACUUGGCAUUUACAUAAUGCAGGCAAUGAUGCUCAUUACACAAUGCUUCUACUGCUAAUACUUGUGGGCCAUGAACUUUAGUCGUCCAGCAAAUUGUGAUGUAUGACAAGCCAUCGCCUGUUAUUCAACUCCCUUGCGUAGUUUCUAAGCACUAAUCCCAAGUUUACUUUUCAAGUUUUAGUGCUUAGAUUAAAUGCUUCCAACGACGAUAACAGUUUCAACAUUGUAUACCAAACAAGUGACAUAGUGCAAUUUAAGAGCUACAGACAGGCAUAUCAUUUUAAAGUAAUUGAAUCAUUUUGUAAAUAGUAUGUUUUUUUAUUCAUUAGUAAGAAACAAUGCGCUAGUUUGUUACAGUGUUGUUAUUAAUAA
This is a messenger RNA of Mycotypha africana, 1389 nucleotides long. RefSeq lists its product as uncharacterized. The record is from RefSeq and is a predicted model, not a curated record. Bases 106 to 1098 code for a protein of 330 amino acids. The transcript is spliced from 3 exons. Lineage: Eukaryota; Fungi; Mucoromycota; Mucoromycetes; Mucorales; Mycotyphaceae. Gene Ontology annotation, cellular component: nucleus. Gene Ontology annotation, molecular function: nucleic acid binding.